Messenger RNA from Cylindrotheca closterium, 1503 nucleotides. The record is from the annotation of a GenBank genome assembly. Lineage: Eukaryota; Bacillariophyta; Bacillariophyceae; Bacillariales; Bacillariaceae.
AUGCCUCGGGAAAUCAUCACACUACAAGUAGGGCAAUGCGGAAACCAAAUCGGGGGAGAAUUUUGGAAGCAGCUUUGCUUGGAGCAUGGCAUUACACCAGAAGGAACUUUACGAGACCCUUGGGAAUACACUUCUACUGCUGCAGCAGCAGCAUCGGGUGGAAAGGGUCAAUGGAAUGCCAACAAUGCUAGCAAACCCCCAAUCGUAGAUGAUCGUAAGGAUGUCUUCUUUUAUCAGAGUGAUGAUGAUCAUUACAUCCCAAGGGCAUUGCUGAUUGAUUUGGAGCCUCGGGUGGUCAACAAAUUGGCUCAUGUAGGACCUUAUCGAAAGUUAUUCAAUCCAGAAAACUUGUUUAUAGCGCAAGAGGGAGGUGGUGCCGGAAACAACUGGGCGUCGGGGUAUCGACAAGGGGAAGAGCAUUACGAACAAGUUAUGGAUAUGAUUGAUCGGGAAUCGGACAAUAGUGACUCCUUGGAAGGCUUUAAACUAUGCCAUUCCAUUGCUGGUGGAACAGGGAGUGGUAUGGGAUCCUAUCUAUUGGAGCGGCUGAAUGAUCACUUUCCAAAGAAACUUAUUCAGACAUACUCUGUCUUUCCAAGUUGGACGGAUCAAUCGGACGUGGUGGUACAACCAUACAACUCACUUUUGACCACCAAACGAUUGACUCUCAAUGCGGAUGCCACCGUCGUGUUGGAUAAUACUGCACUGAACCGAAUUGCAACGGAGCGUCUAUGUCUGGAGAACCCCACAGUCGAUCACAUCAACAGUCUCGUGGCCACGAUCAUGGCAGCUUCCACGACCACGCUCAGAUAUCCGGGAUACAUGAACAACGAUUGGAUUGGACUUUUAUCAUCUUUGAUUCCUACUCCGCGAUGUCAUUUUCUCAUGACAGGAUACACGCCACUUACUCUAAUUGGUGAAUCUACUAAAUCUCGUGCUAUGGAUUCUGAACAAGGGAUUCGCAAGACUACGGUCUUGGAUGUCAUGCGACGAUUGACUCAACCAAAGAAUAUCAUGGUUUCCGCCAAUACACGGUCCAGAUCGGGUUGCUAUAUCUCCAUUCUCAACAUUAUUCAGGGGAACGACAUUGAUCCAACACAAAUCCACAAAGCAUUGCAACGAAUGCGAGAAAAACGACAUGCCGAAAUUCCGUUCAUUCCGUGGGGACCAGCCAGUAUUCAAGUGGCUCUGGCACGGAAAUCACCGUACUUGCCACAUAGGCACAAGGUCAGCGGACUAAUGCUCGCCAACCAUACGUCUAUGGCCGAACUGUUUGAGCGGAUGCUCAAUCAAUACGAUCGCAUCAAAUCACGGAAUGCCUUUCUAGAAAACUAUCGAAGAGAAGCCAUGUUUGAAGAGUCCCUGGAUGAGUUCGAUGACUCCCGAGAAGUGGUACAAUCCCUCAUUGAGGAAUAUCGAGCUUGCGAACGACCCGACUAUGUCAAUUUUGGAAUGAAUGACAGCAUACCAGGAACACCAAACUUCGCCUCUCCUCAAAGAUAA